Eruca vesicaria subsp. sativa (arugula) is the source of this 2554-nucleotide messenger RNA. NCBI's taxonomy places the organism in Eukaryota, Viridiplantae, Streptophyta, Magnoliopsida, Brassicales, Brassicaceae. The record is from the annotation of a GenBank genome assembly.
GUAACCAUCUUACCAUAAUAAACCAAAUAAAUAGAUCAUGCACUAGUCUCUAUAUUAAGAUUAUCAAUUUAAUCUGAUAAAUGUAAAAAUGUAUAUUAAAAUUGAAUUCAUACUCAUCCAGUGAACGUUGAUUAAUUAACAUAAUAAUCCCCAGUAGUAGUAAUGUACUAGUCUUCUUCUUUCCUCUCCUUGUCUUUAGAAGCAACUGUUGACAUCAUUUAAAUCUCACUCUCUCUCUCUACAUUGCAUUUGGAUCCUGAGGAUUGUGGAUGUGUCACUGAGAGAAAGAUCACCAGAUCGGAGAUGUCGGACGUUACAGCCGACGGAGGCUACUCGGAGUCGCCUUACCCGUCGCUAACGGUGUCAGCCUCUUACAAAGAGAGCAGCACCGGAGGCGGAGGAGGAGGGAAAAGCUCGUCGAGGAGGAGACCGGUUAGACCUAGCUUCGACGCCGCCGCCGACAAUGAGUUCAUCACUCUCCUGCACGGCUCGGAUCCGGUGAAGCUGGAGCUUAACCGUCUCGAGAACGAAGUUAGAGAUAAGGAUAGAGAGUUAGGGGAAGCGCAGGCGGAGAUUAAGGCGUUGAGGUUAUCUGAGAGGCAGAGAGAGAAAGCUGUUGAAGAGCUUACUGAUGAGCUUACUAAGUUGGAGGAGAAGCUCAAGUUAACUGAAUCUCUUCUUCAAGGCAAAAAUUUGGAAAUCAGGAAGAUUAAUGAGGAGAAGAAGGCUUCCAUGGCUGCUCAGUUUGCUGCUGAAGCCACUUUAAGAAGGGUCCAUGCUGCUCAGAAAGAUGAUGACAUGCCUCCUAUUGAAGCCAUUCUUGCACCAUUAGAAGCUGAACUUAAGCUUGCACGCUCUGAGAUUGGGAAGCUUCAGGAAGAUAACAGAGCCUUGGACCGUCUCACUAAAUCAAAAGAAGCGGCUUUACUUGAAGCUGAGAGAACUAUUCAAUCUGCCAUGGCGAAAGCUGCCUUAGUUGAUGAUCUUCAGAAUAAGAACCAAGAAUUGAUGAAACAGAUAGAGAUCUGCCAGGAAGAAAACAAAAUUCUAGACAAAAUGCAUAGGCAAAAGGUUGCUGAGGUGGAAAAGCUUACUCAGACUGUACGAGAGCUUGAAGAGGCUGUUCUUGCUGGUGGCGCUGCUGCUAAUGCCGUCAGGGAUUACCAGCGGAAGUUCCAAGAGAUGAAUGAAGAACGAAAAACUCUUGACCGGGAACUUGCGCGGGCAAAGGUUACAGCAAACCGAGUUGCGACGGUGGUUGCAAAUGAAUGGAAGGAUGGUAAUGAUAAAGUGAUGCCUGUGAAGCAAUGGCUUGAAGAAAGAAGGUUUCUACAGGGAGAAAUGCAGCAGUUACGUGACAAGCUUGCCAUCUCAGAUCGAGCUGCUAAAUCUGAAGCACAACUAAAAGAAAAGUUUCAACUACGGCUUAAAGUGCUCGAGGAGACGUUAAGAGGCACCUCAAGCAGCAGCGUAAGGAACACACCUGAUGGAAGAAGCAUGAGUAAUGGACCCUCUCGCAGGCAGUCACUUGGUGGAUCAAAUGGCUUUUUGCCAAAGAAAUCUCCAUCUUCUCAGAUGAGGAAUGCCUUUACUUCUAACUCCACCUCGGUAUUGAAGAACGCUAAAGGAACAUCUAGGUCAUUUGAUGGAGGCACAAGAUCAUUAGACAGAGGCAAAGCACUCCUAAACGGUCCUGGGAAAUAUUCAUUCAACAAGGCUUGUGAUGAAGCCAAAGAAUCAGAAUGGAAAGAAGAUACAGAGGAGAAGCCACCAACAACUGAAGACAACGUCCCAGGGGUUUUGUAUGAUUUACUUCAGAAGGAAGUAGUUGCCUUGAGGAAAUCUUCACAUGAAAAGGAUCAAAGCCUGAAAGACAAGGAUGAUGCAAUAGAGAUGUUAGCAAAAAAGGUUGAAACAUUAACAAAAGCAAUGGAGGUUGAGGCGAAGAAGAUGAGAAGGGAAGUAGCUGCAAUGGAGAAGGAGGUUGCUGCUAUGCGUGUGGAUAAAGAUCAGGAUAACAGAGCCAAAAGGUCUUCAAACACCAAGAACUCAUCCAACACCGCCCAGAUUCUUGCUGGAAGAGCUGCUGGACGAAGUGGGUUAACGAGGAGCACACAAUGAGAUAAGUGAAGUGAUUGGUUCUCGUGGACGUAUCAGUUUUAAACAAGUAAACCCGUUAUAGACUGGUGUGCUCUUUUUUUUUAACCUUAUGUCUUCUUUGCUUUCUUUUCAUCCUCUUGUGAUUUAUUGUAUUACCAUAGAACUCAUGAGAAUGUGUUAUCUAUGGUCCAACCAUCCAAAAGAGAGGGAGAGAGAUGAGUAUGCUUUCUGACUUAGACCAGCUUAAGGAGAGAUGUUUGACAUUUUGGUAUAACAUUUUCUAUCCUACAGAAGUAGUUUGCCUGGGCUGUAUAGGUUUAUUAGUGUUGUAUUUGGUACUUGUUCGGUUUCUUUUUCAAUCUACUUUUGAGGUGUUGUGUGAUUAUUUGUACUUUUGGUUUUGUUGAUACAUAUGUCUCUUCAGAUCUCCAAACUUACUAUCUUUUAUCUUUUA